Molecule: messenger RNA, 2225 nt
Organism: Benincasa hispida (wax gourd)
Lineage: Eukaryota; Viridiplantae; Streptophyta; Magnoliopsida; Cucurbitales; Cucurbitaceae
Product: Cell cycle regulated microtubule associated protein
Biological process (GO): activation of protein kinase activity; mitotic spindle assembly; regulation of mitotic spindle organization
Cellular component (GO): nuclear microtubule; spindle
Molecular function (GO): protein kinase activator activity; microtubule binding
Source: RefSeq, a predicted model, not a curated record
GAUUUUCUAUAGAUUUUCGCUACAGUGAAGAAGGCAAGAGAAAAAACCCACGCUCCCCGUCUUCUUCUUCCUUCUGCUACAAAUCGCUUCUUCGAUUUCUGAACUUAGGGCUUUAUCGGCGAGUUUUCCAAUACACAUUGCUGCUGUUCCUUGUUUAGGAACAAGAAGGCGAUCGCCAUUCCAUUCACAGCGGAGGUGAAAGUGAACAGUGAAACAAAGGAAGAAGAAAUGGAUGAGGAAAUGGAGGUUGAGCCGGUUGUGUUUGAGGCUUAUGAAGUUGACAUUGAGUAUGAGUUUGAUGCGGCUAGGUAUUUUGAUUUCACUCGUGAGGAGAGUUUUGAUGAGGCUUGUCAAGCUGAGCUCUGGUUCCAGUCUGCUGGAAGUUACCCUCCUUCUCCGUUUGUUGCGAAACUGUUUCUGAUGGAAGAGUGUCUUUUCGAUAUUCAAAAUGCAUCUAAGAAAUCUGAGGACCAGAAUAACACAGUUGAUUCACUUAACGGUGGCAGCCAAGAAGCAAACAGAGAUUGCGAAGGAGCAAACAGAGAAAUCUUCACCAACUUACGGGAUGGAGACGUACAAAAAAUUCACAAUCAACAGCUUCAAUUUACAUCAGGAUCUAAAUCAUACAAUCAUCUAUCUCUGAACAAACCAAAAGUCAAACCCCCAUCUUGUGUCAAACCAUCUAAACCCCGGGGGACUACUCUGAUGAAACCAACAGCAAGCCACUUGGCGAGACAAAAUUUGCCUACUCAACUUACUGAUAUCAAGUUGCAGAGAGUACUUGUUAAAAACAAUGAGACAAGUGUCUGUAGUUUUGGGAUCGAAAGUCAAGCUAUCAAGAAGCAGAAGCUGGAUGGUGGUCACUCGCGCAAGGUGAAUGAAAUAAAGCAGCAGACUAGUUUAGUCCACAAGCUUCCCAAAAAGGAUGGGAUUGCUGAUAAAACUACUUUGAAUGCCAAGCUGAAGAUUACAAUUCCUAGGCAGCCUGACCUUGAAACAGCCCAUAGGGCACAUAGGACGAGACUGAAAAGUAGGGUGGAAGAAGAUUACGAGAUAACAACCACUCGAAGGUUUAGAGCCCGCCCGUUAAACAGAAAAAUUUUAGAGGCUCCAUCACUUCCGCUCCUAAAGAAAAGCACUCCCAAAUUGCCUGAGUUUCAAGAAUUUCACUUGAGAACGUUGGAGAGGGCCAUGCAAAAUACUUCUGCUGUUUCAUCCUCAGCCUUUCAUCAUGAUUUUUCUGACAUUACGGUCACUAGAAAUAUGGAGUCUAGAAGAUCAAAUGCCAUUGAUGAUCAAAAGCAUGAUGAGUAUCAUGUAAUGCAAAAUUUCAAGGCAUGUCCUCUUAAUAGAAAGAUAUUUUCAAGUAAAGGUGAAAUAGGUGUUUUUAGAAAUAGCAAGCAAGAAACCACAAUACCAAUGGAAUUUAAAUUCCACAGCGAGAAGAGAAUUCUGCAACCACCAACAGAACUUUUCAACAAGCUUUCGCUAACAUCUCAACUCCAUUCAAAUAAUGGACCUACAAAAGUUCCUCCCCGUCCGUCCAUAUCUUUGAAGAGCUCAAAGGAAAAUAAUUUGGUGUUGUUUCAACCAGAACAUAAGAUAAGUCAAUUGGUGAAAGAAACACCUCCAUUUGUGGAAAAGCAGAUUUAUAUGGGAAAUAAUGGAUGCGUAUCUGAUUCCUACAACAACCAGUUGAGCGUGAGGAAUCUGUGAAUUCGCCUAAGCAUUCAGAAUUUGAAAGAGUGGUUUCCUUCUGCUGGGGCAUCUGAUUUUGGUUUCAGCCUUUAAACAGAAACCAUUACAUGAUGUUGAUAACAACAGUACAGAAAAGUUUCUCGAGCUAUUUUUUCAUCAUAGAAAUCAAUUGAAGUCCAUAUAGUACAGAAAAGUUGCCUCUAGAUUUAUCUAACCAAGUCCUUGUGUUCCCCCAACUUGUAUCCAAAUCCAAAUAAAAGCAUGCAAGUUUGCCGGAUAAUGUAUAGCCCUCAUUCCCCCCUUUCCAGCUUCUUUUUAUCCCUGACGUAAAUGUAUUAUUCGCUACUCGAAAAAAUAUAGAUACACAGCUUCAUCUUCACAGUUACAUCCUCAUGUUUAAAACUUGCUAGACUCUUCAAACCAUCAAAUGGAAAAAUCUGAGGUAGAAGGAAGUCUUGAACUGAGGCUUCAUUAUAUAUGUACUAAACUCAUAGCUUCAAUAUUAUGGAAACACUGCUGUGAAUCAA